AUGAGCGGUUGUGAUCUUUACGACGACAUUGGGCAAUCAGAAGACAGCCCAGAGCAGGUACUGACCACCUCCACGUGGCUAAGAAAAAAGGGAACCGGGAUUCGGGCCUGGAUGGUGGUGGAUACAAUGGGAAAGGCGCAUGUGGUGGAAGCCGGGAAGCAUGCCAUCAUGCGCCGCACGGGUCUCCCCGCCCGAGACCUCCGGAUCCUCGACCCAAUUCUCUCCUACCCAUCAACCAUUCUAGGCCGUGAGAGGGCGAUCGUGAUCAAUCUGGAGCAUGUAAAAGCCAUAAUUACGGCUCAUGAGGUUCUUUUGCUGAAUUUGCGAGACCCAUCUGUAACUCCCUUUAUAGAGGAGCUCCAGAGGUGUCUUCUGAGUCACCACCACGCAUCUAAAUAUCAAGUUGGUUGGUUGGAGGAGGGCAAUGGUGAUGGUUCAAACGGGAAGAAUUUGUAUGAACUAGAUAUACCGCAUGAGUCAAGGGUGUCUGAGAAUCGAGAUGAGUCCAGUAAGGUGGAGGGGAAGCGUGACAUUGAGAAUCAAGAUGGAUCAGCAGUUCUUCCAUUUGAGUUUGUUGCAUUGGAGGCAUGCCUCGAGGCUGCUUGCAGUUGCUUAGAAACCGAAGCAAGGACGUUGGAUCAGGAGGCUAAUUCUGCGUUAGAUAAGCUGACUUCAACGAUUAGUACUCUCAAUUUGGACCGUGUUCGCCAUAUUAAAAGCCGCUUGGUUGCUAUAACCGGACGUGUUCAAAAGGUAAGGGAUGAAUUAGAAAACUUGCUAGAUGAUGAAGAAGAUAUGGCUGAAAUGUAUUUGACAGAAAAGUUGGUUCAUCAAAACCUAGAAGAUUCUUCUGAUUCCUCAAUGAAUGAGAUAGAUGAAAUGGUUGAUGAAGCCUCUCAAUCAGAUAUGCAUGAUAGGCACGUAACUAAAUAAGUCUCAUUUUUAUCUUAU
Molecule: messenger RNA, 951 nt
Organism: Juglans regia (Persian walnut)
Lineage: Eukaryota; Viridiplantae; Streptophyta; Magnoliopsida; Fagales; Juglandaceae
Product: magnesium transporter MRS2-3-like
Exons: 4
Coding region: 1-933 (310 amino acids)
Biological process (GO): magnesium ion transport
Molecular function (GO): magnesium ion transmembrane transporter activity
Source: RefSeq, a predicted model, not a curated record